CUCCUCCUUUCCCUUUACUCUUUGUUUCACACAGUCUGCUUCUUUCUCUCUCUUCAAUGGCUUCUCUCUUCAGUAGAGAAAGAAUACUCGGCCAAUCCAAGAGAGACUCAAACGGCCCAGUCAUGAACGGAACAAACAGCUUACGCUACUCCUCCUCAGCCGCCGCCACCACCACCACCACCACUUUAGAUCCACUCCCAUCGCCAUUCGGUGACCUCACGCCAACUUUAUCCCCCACUGACCUCCGUGAAACAGCUUACGAGAUCUUCGUCGCAGCUUGUCGUACCUCUACAGGAAAACCCCUUACUUACAUUCCCAAUAACGCGUCAAGUUAUACUCCCGAUCGAUCUUCACAGUCGCCGUCACUGUCGGGCUCGCCGUCGCAGAGAUCGAUCACUUCUACUGCCGCGUCGAAGAUGAAGAAAGCGUUAGGCCUCCGAUCUAGUUCGAGCGCCGGUAGUCCUGGUUCGGCUGGCUCCGGUGCUGGGUCCGGCGGAAAGGUUAAGAAAACGGUGAUGACGGUAGGAGAGCUAAUGAGGAUUCAGAUGAGGAUUUCUGAGGCUGCCGAUUCCAGAGUUCGAAGGGCAUUGUUGAGAAUUUCUGCUGGCCAGGUUGGAAAACGAGUGGAGUUAAUGGUACUCCCUUUAGAGCUAUUACAACAAUUCAAAUCAUCAGAUUUCACCGACCAACAAGAGUACGCCACCUGGCAGAAACGAAACCUAAAAAUGUUAGAAGCCGGAUUACUUUUACACCCUCACAUCCCCCUUCCACCCUCAAACACAUCUUCUCAAAGACUAAAACAAAUCAUUCACAAUGCAUUAGAAAAGACAAUAGAAACAGGAAGAAACAAUGAGUCAAUGCAAGUCUUACGUAGUGCUGUAACAACCUUAUCCAACCGGUCAACCGAUGGUCAAACCGAAUCAUGUCAUUGGGCAGAUGGGUUUCCUUUAAAUCUCCGAAUCUAUGAGAUUCUUCUAGAAGCUAUCUUUGAUCUGAACGAUGAGUCAUCAAUUAUAGAAGAGGUUGAUGAGGUUAUGGAGCUUGUAAAGAAGACAUGGGGGAUUUUGGGGAUUAACCAAAUGCUUCAUAACAUAUGUUUCACUUGGAUUUUAUUUAAUCGGUUUGUGGGAAGUGGACAAAUGGAUAAUGAUUUGUUGUAUGCUGCUGAUUGUCAGUUAGUUGAAGUUGCAAAAGAUGCAAAGACUACAAAGGAUGCGAAUUAUGCUAAAAUAUUGAAUGAAACACUUAGUGAAAUAUUGGGGUGGGCUGAAAAAAGAUUGCUUGCAUAUCAUGAUACGUUUGAUAAAGGGAAUAUUAAUUCUAUGCAAAGAGAAGAAGGAAGAAUGAUGACGUGGCAAAAAAGUAGGACUGAUACUUAUAUUAGGUCAUCACUUAGGACAGCUUUUGCUCAGAUAAUGGAGAAAGCUGAUUCAAUCAGAAGAGCAUCAAGAAACCAACCAAAUCCACUUCCAGUUCUUGCAAUCCUUGCAAAAGACAUUGGUGAAUUAGCUACAAAAGAAAAGAAAAUGUUCAGCCCAAUUUUAAAAAGAUGGCACCCUCUUGCAGCUGGUGUAGCUGUAGCCACUCUCCAUGUCUGCUAUGGAAACGAAUUAAAACAAUUCAUUUCAGGAAUUACCGAAUUAACCCCAGAUGCAGUUCAAAUCUUAAGAGCUGCAGACAAAUUAGAAAAAGACCUUGUACAAAUUGCAGUUGAAGAUUCUGUUGAUAGUGAUGAUGGUGGAAAAGCAAUCAUAAGAGAAAUGCCACCUUUUGAAGCUGAAGCUGCAAUUGCUAAUUUGGUCAAAGGGUGGACUAAAUUGAGAUUAGACAGGUUGAAAGAAUGGAUUGAUAGAAAUCUCCAACAAGAGGUGUGGAAUCCACGAGCUAAUCAAGAAGGAUAUGCUCCUUCAGCUGUUGAAGUCUUGAGAAUUAUAGAUGAAACUUUGGAUGCUUUCUUUAAUCUCCCAAUUCCAAUGCAUCCAGCUUUGCUUCCUGAUUUAGUUCUUGGCCUUGAUCGAUGUCUUCAAUAUUACUCAAACAAAGUCAAAUCUGGAUGUGGAUCACGAAAUACAUAUAUUCCGGCUCUUCCCGCGUUAACCCGAUGCACAACCGAGACAAAAUUCCACGGUGUUUUCAAGAAAAAGGAAAAAACCACAACUUUACAAAGAAGAAAUUCUCAAGUCUCGACAACAAACGACAAUACAUUAGGGGUCCCACAACUAUGCGUACGUGGGCCCACAUGUUCCCCAAUCGAACCUUUCCUUCAAGAACUUGAACAAAAUUUAACAGUUAUUGCGGAUAAUGUGCAACACGAAAGGGUUCGAACGCGGUUAGUUGCGGAAGUAAUGAAAGCGAGUUUUGAAGGGUUGUUGUUGGUUUUACUUGGAGGUGGGCCCACGAGGUGUUUUACUAUACAAGAUUCGAGAGGGAUUGAAGAUGAUUUUAAGGCGAUUAAGGAUUUGUUUUUUGCAAAUGGUGAUGGGUUGUCUAUGGAUGUGAUUAAUAAGUUUUCGAUUGUUGUGAGAGAUGUGAUUCCGCUUUUUGGGAUGGAAACGGAUGCGGUUGUGGAGCGGUUUAGGCGGUUGACUUUGGAGGCGUACGGGUCGUCUGCUAAAUCUAGGUUACCAUUGCCUGCGACUACGGGUCAAUGGAGUUCGAAUGAUCCAAAUACGCUUUUGCGUGUUUUGUGUUAUCGGAAUGAUGAUUCGGCUUCGAAGUUUCUUAAGAAAACGUAUAAUUUGCCUAAGAAAAUAUGA
Molecule: messenger RNA, 2756 nt
Organism: Lactuca virosa
Lineage: Eukaryota; Viridiplantae; Streptophyta; Magnoliopsida; Asterales; Asteraceae
Source: the annotation of a GenBank genome assembly